Molecule: messenger RNA, 1112 nt
Organism: Pygocentrus nattereri (red-bellied piranha)
Lineage: Eukaryota; Metazoa; Chordata; Actinopteri; Characiformes; Serrasalmidae
Gene: myl9a
Product: myosin, light chain 9a, regulatory
Exons: 4
Coding region: 219-743 (174 amino acids)
Biological process (GO): platelet aggregation; myofibril assembly
Cellular component (GO): cytoplasm; myofibril; stress fiber
Molecular function (GO): calcium ion binding
Source: RefSeq, a predicted model, not a curated record
GUGACGGCGGGAGCCAACAGAUUCCUUUGCCUUGUAUGGGUAAAGGCCUCUGAGCCUGGCUGUUGACCUUAUUGGCUGAGUCAGGAACAAGGGAGGUGGUGAAAAGACGCUGAAACGUUAAACAAACGUCCCGGGCCGCCCGAGGAGCAGCACCCGAGACCGAGGCUCACUCUGAAGCUGUUAUCACUCCAGAACGAGGCCAGACGUCUUCAGCCAGGAUGUCCGCAGCCAAGCGCGCCAAGGGGAAGACCACGAAGAAGCGCCCCCAGCGGGCGACUUCCAACGUCUUCGCCAUGUUCGACCAGUCGCAGAUCCAGGAGUUCAAGGAGGCCUUUAACAUGAUCGACCAGAACCGAGACGGCUUCAUCGACAAGGAGGACCUGCACGACAUGCUGGCCUCUCUCGGAAAGAACCCCUCAGACGAGUAUCUGGAGGGCAUGAUGAGUGAGGCUCCGGGUCCCAUUAACUUCACCAUGUUCCUCACCAUGUUUGGGGAGCGGCUCAACGGGACGGACCCCGAGGAGGUCAUACGGAACGCCUUCACCUGCUUCGACGAGGACGGCUCAGGGUUUAUCCACGAGGACCAUCUCCGUGAGCUGCUGACCACCAUGGGCGACCGCUUCACCGAUGAGGAGGUCGAUGAGCUUUUCCGUGAAGCGCCAAUUGACAAGAAAGGAAACUUCAACUACACAGAGUUCACCCGCAUCCUCAAGCACGGCGCCAAAGACAAGGACGACAUCUAGACACCAGGCCCAGCUGGUGUCCUACAGGUGUCCUACAGGAGCUCGGCUGAGAUCAGGCACAGUUCUCAGAGUAAAAAUGCCCAUCUGGAAUCCAAUGUGGUUGUUUAUAUCCUGAUCAAUACAAUUACUGCCUAUUGAGGUGGGAAGACGUGGUCCCAAAUCAACACUUUUACCCUGAGAAUUCUUCUGCAGUUCACUGCAGUUCAAAAUGAUGUUCAUUUUGAUGUAUUUUCUUGUAGCAUUUUUCUUGUAGAAGACUUAAAGCCAGUCAUAAUUCUAGUCUAUAAUUGUUUCCUCAAGCUUGAACACCUCAGUCAAACGACAUGCUCUGUUCAUUUUCUAAGUAAAAAUAAAUUUACAUAAGUUUCA